This is a messenger RNA of Penaeus indicus, 3026 nucleotides long. Its product is annotated as zinc finger protein 569-like. The transcript has 2 exons. Gene Ontology annotation, cellular component: nucleus. Gene Ontology annotation, biological process: regulation of gene expression. The record is from RefSeq and is a predicted model, not a curated record. Bases 477 to 2687 code for a protein of 736 amino acids. NCBI's taxonomy places the organism in Eukaryota, Metazoa, Arthropoda, Malacostraca, Decapoda, Penaeidae.
AACAGCAGCGAGUAAGUCCUGCUACGCAAAAACCUCGUUCGCGAGCCGAAGUUUCGUAUUUUUAGGGAGAAUGUCGUGAAUUAUGACAUUUGUGAUAAUGUAAAGAUAUUCAUACGUACUCGAGGAUGCUGCUGACACCUGCAUUGAAGAAUUAAUGCGUUAAAAUGACAAUCAGGAUGUCAAGAGAUCAAGAUAGUAAUAGGAGUUUAUAGCAGCCCUGUGAGCAGCAGCUUUAGCCAACGAAAAAAUUGAAGACAAAAUGACACUUGAAGACAGUGUGAAAGUGAAUUACACUGUAGAGUAAUAUUUACACUUUCCUUAGUUUCAGUACUGGAUUAUUCAAAUACUAUGGUUACAUACUAAAAUCUACCUGUUAUGAAUAGCAUGGAAGUAUCAUCCUUCCAAAACUGUUAUAUGACUGUGGAAAAUUCUGCUUCCCAUCUACGACUGGACUGUAGAAGACGAAAGAUCUAAGGAUGGGUAAGGGCAACCCAGGUGAGAUGAGGGGCCAAGGGGAAGAGGCAGACUUGCACUCCUGCCCCCACUGUGACAGGAAGUUCAAAAGGACGGUGAACUUUAAGACUCACCUCAAAACCCACGAGCCGAAGAAGUUCACGUGCAUGUGGUGUGAGCGUGAAUUUUUGCAGGAGCGCACCUUGGUUGGUCAUAUUUGCUCUCCAGUUAGGAAGCGCUUUAGGUGUAGGAUAUGUGGCGAAAACUUCCACACCCGACAGAAAUUACAAAUGCACAUUCGGCACAAAAGAAUGCAGGGUGAAAGUUGUUUGCCCAAACAAGAAGAGGAUGAGAGUGACAAAGAGGGUGUCUCACCUGAAGCUUUAGGUGAUGAAAAACCUGACCCUGUCUCACAAGCAACUACUAUACUUGAUGAAAAACCCAGUCAUAUCUCACAAGAAGCAUUAAGUGACAGUGAAGAAAAAGACUGCAGUGAUGAAGUCAGCAUACAAGAAAACAAACCAAGUGAAAGUAACAAAUGUGACAAAGAUGAUUGUCUUAUUGCCAUAAAGAGAGUCAAUUCUAGAGCUGUUGUGGUGCCAAAUAUAGCAAGUAAAUCAUUGCUUCUAACAAGUGAAUUUAUCCAACAGAAAAAGCCUGAUUUGCCAAUAGGGUGUUCAAUUGCAGAAUUUUGUGGGAAAAGGUCUUUUAUAGAGCAUGAGACAGGUAGUUCACCCAAGUUUGCAAAAAUUAAGCACAAGGCAGAGAAGUCUCUAGACAUGCAAAAUUCAAUAAGGUCCAUGCAAACUAGUAAGAAGGAUAUAUAUAUGCGGGGCAGCAAUAGGAUUAGUGUUAUUAGAAUGCAAAAUGGCAAAGAAAUAUCCAGGGAAAAUUUGCAUGAUUCCGAGCUUGUGUCCCUUAGAAGAGAAAGGAAAGUGAAUGGUGAAGAUUGUGUUCAAGUGUACAGAAAACAAUGCAACAGUGAUAUAGGCCUCAUUGCUCAAGAACGGACAUUUCACCAAGGAAACAAACUUGGAGGUAAUGACUUCAAGGAGAAAGUUAAAGCUAAUAAAAGCAACUUGAAAAAAGAGUACAUACCCAACCAGUUAACAAGAACACAUGUACAUUUGCCUGAAAAAACUACUUGUAUGUCAAAAGUAGGGGAUCUAAAAACGAAUAGAAAGAUGUUGUAUGGUGGAAGAGUUGAUGGCAUUAACAACUCAGGAAUCAAGAAUGCAUUAGCUUGUGAAUCCAGAAAGAAUUUAUCAUCAGUUUUUCUUCACAAUGUGAACCUCCCUUCAUUACAGUCUAAAAAUAGAUUUAGAUGUAUUCCUUGUAAAAUCACAUUCAAGUCUUUGACCUCAUUCCAAAAGCAUAGGGCAUAUCAUUUAAGUAUGGUACAGCAGUCCUCUAGUGUAGAUAAUAAUACUGCAGAUGUAGGGAGCAUGCAACAGCAAUCUGAUGAUGUGAAAAUUACUAUAAUAGACAAGGGGAAAAAUAUACCAUUGUCUUGGAAUAAAACUCAGCCCACAAAAGUAAAGGUAAAUGUUGUCACGCAGGCUGGGAGAAAAUCUCUUGCUUGUUCUAAAUGUGGACAGAAGGUAAAGCUACAGCAUGAAGUUCAAGAUUAUGUUGGGUCUCCCCAAGAACAGUCAAAUGCUGGAGAGAUGGUGUAUAUUUCAAGAUUCCCCAGACCUUCUGCUGUUUUGAGUGGGAAGGAAAAAUUCCAGUGUUCUUGCAACCAGAAUUUGGCUAGAGUUGUAGGUGAAGAUAAAAGCAGUGAUAGUAAAAAUAAUGAUGAUGUUUAUGUGAAGGAAGAAAUGACAGAUGAUAACAUAUUUAGGGAAGAGCCAGAAAGACCAUUUUUGUCAAGUAGGAAAUCAGAAUUGCAGUGUUCUAGUUUUGGUAAUUCUGAUAAAAAUAAAAGAGUACUUGAAGGUAAUAUUAACAGUGCAGUGGAUGUCUCAGGCUUUUUCGAGGCUAGGGUGAAGAAAGAACCAUCAGAGGACGACAUUUCAAUCAAAGAAGACGAGGUUCACGUGAAGAAAGAACAAUCGGAGUACGACAUUUUACUAAGAAAAGAGAUGGAGAGUUAUGAACUCACUGGAUUUGAUAUUUUAGAUUUAAGAGUAAGGAAUCCAGAAGCCUUUGCUAAUAUAAAGUACGAACUAAAUGAGGAGGACAUUGAUAUUGUAAUCAAGGAAGAACAGGAUGAUACCAAUUCAGUGUGUUAAUUGGUACAUUUUUUAAAAGCCUAAUUUUUGUUUUAGUUGUUUUAGGGUCUGAUCAGAAGUAAUAUGUUAUUUAUGGAAAAGAAUUCUUAAAGACUUUCUGGAGGUAUACUGUAAUUUGUAUAUUUUUUUUUAUUCAGAAGUUUAGGCUUUGUUUCAGUACAGUUUUAUUUAGAAAAUGCUUUUAAGCGACUGAUUAGGACUUUUCUUUGUAUACUUUAUUUGAAGAACAUUCUUAUCAAUCAUUUUUAGAUAUAUUGAUUUUUAUUGACACAUUUUAUAGUAGAUAUGUAUUUAUUCCUUUACUCUUUGUAACUGUUAUAUAUUAAAUGAGAGCCAAUA